AUGAAGCGAGGUGCCAUCGACUCAUUCUUCAAGCGGCCUGAGCCCAAGAAGCCUAAAUAUGAAGUUAGUACGCAGAAGACAAGCCAUGCGUCUUAUCCUUUCGCCAUUCCACAUCUGCCCGCCUCAAUUACGGAGCAGUUGGGAUUCGCUCCUGCCGAAGAGGGUAAAAUCAUGAACGAUCAGUUGGACUUGGACCUCGUCUACUAUCAGCCCUAUGUACCUUCCAGUAUCGCGCCAGGGCUUUUCGAGUUUCUUCGACAGGAACUCCCGUUCUACCGCGUACAAUACAACAUCACCCGUGGGGGAGCGCAGACUCGGAUCAACACGCCACGGUUCACUACCGUCUUCGGUGUUGAUGAUACAUCCCGCUUCACUUCUAUUGGCAGUAUUGUGGACGCAAAGACUGGAAAGCCGGUUGAGAAGAGCCGAUAUAAGUGCGCGCCUCGUCCGAUUCCGCAGUGUCUGGAAGAAUUGAGGAAGGUGACGGAGGGUACGACUGGCGAGACUUUCAACUUUUGUCUAGUCAACUACUACGCCGAUGGGAGGGACAGUAUAUCAUACCACUCUGACGAUGAACGUUUCCUCGGUCCCAAUCCAGUAAUCGCAUCGUUCAGCCUUGGUGCGAAGCGUGACUUUCUGAUGAAGCACAAACCUAUACCUCCCAAAGAGGGCGUUGUGACAGAGGAGCCAAAGGGCAUCAAACUACCUUUGGGCUCAGGAGAUAUGGUCUUGAUGCGUGGCAAAACGCAAGCAAACUGGCUUCACAGUAUACCGAAGCGUGCGGGCCCUGAGGCGGGCAAGGGGAGGAUUAACAUUACCUUUAGGAAGGCCAUGAUAAAGGGUGGUACGGAGAACUACUAUCAGUAUAAUGUUGGCACUGGAGGUGUGCACCAGUGGGACGCGAAGACGGAAAAGAUGGUGCCUUGGACGGCGGCAGUAGAGACCAAAGCGACUGUGAAUGCCCCUAUCAAGGACACUGGAGUAAGCCACAGUAUCUAA
Alternaria atra is the source of this 999-nucleotide messenger RNA. RefSeq lists its product as uncharacterized. The record is from RefSeq and is a predicted model, not a curated record. Gene Ontology annotation, biological process: DNA repair. The transcript is spliced from 2 exons. NCBI's taxonomy places the organism in Eukaryota, Fungi, Ascomycota, Dothideomycetes, Pleosporales, Pleosporaceae. The coding region runs from base 1 to 999 and encodes 332 amino acids.